AUACAAAAGAGGGCGCCUCUCGUCGACCAUAUGAGAGCAAGAGAACGAUUCAUUACUUCCAAUUGUAUUCCAAUUGUAGUUUAUUGAAAUAUUUUAAAGUGCGCUUACAAGAUUAUCUCUGUAAUAAGAGCUUAUCUUCUGAUAAAAAAACUGGUAUUUCAAGAAGUAUCAUUUCGUUAUAAGAAGAGUAACUUAUUGUAUGCCACGUCAAACCUUAAAUAUAUUUUUUCGGUGAUAUGGCGUCACAGGUUUACGAAUUUUGGGUUGAAAUGACAUGUGAGGGAUGCGUUAAUUCUGUUCAAAAUGUGCUUAACAAAAAGGAAGGUGUUAAUGAUAUAAAAGUAAAUUUAGAUAAUAAAAUGGUUUCUGUGAAAACAACAUUAUCUUCCGAUGAGAUAUUACAAGUUAUCAAGAAAACUGGCAAGGAGUGUAGAUUUUUAGGCAUAAAAAAAUAAAUUUGCACAAAUAUUACAAAUAUAACUACACGCAAUAAAAUUUUUACUUUCUCCUGUCUUGCCUAUUAUGCAUUAUUAGGCUAUUGUAAGUAAUUACAAAACUAUUAUACCAAAUUAUAUUUUUUAAAAGAAAUAAUAUUUUGUAUUAUUUUGUGUAUCA
This is a messenger RNA of Vespula pensylvanica (western yellowjacket), 615 nucleotides long. RefSeq names its product copper transport protein ATOX1 (gene Atox1). Gene Ontology annotation, molecular function: copper chaperone activity; metal ion binding. NCBI's taxonomy places the organism in Eukaryota, Metazoa, Arthropoda, Insecta, Hymenoptera, Vespidae. Gene Ontology annotation, biological process: copper ion transport. Gene Ontology annotation, cellular component: cytosol. The record is from RefSeq and is a predicted model, not a curated record. The transcript is spliced from 3 exons. Bases 237 to 455 code for a protein of 72 amino acids.